GCAGUGUUCGUAUGUAUGAGAAGGCGGAGUUCGACGCUGAGGACCGAAAGAAAUAAACGGAGGCGCUUAGCGAGCGCGAGGAGAAACACACGGACGCUCGCGGAAGACACGCGCUCUCUACCUGCGUAUCUAACGAAUAGACGUGCUUGUCCAGGUGUGUCCCUCACGAUGUGUGUCUCCCUGCACCUGUGCGUGUUGCUGGCGGUGUGUUCUCUGAGUGUGUCUGCGUCCCCGUCUUACGGAGAACGAGGCUCUGAUCUGGGCCUGCAGCUGUUCCUGCGUGUGGUCCAGGACAAACCCCUGGAGAACGUGGUCAUGUCCCCUCACGGCGUGGCCUCUGUCCUGGGCAUGCUGCUCCCGGGGGCCCACGGGGACACUCGCCGACAGAUAGUCACCGGCCUCAAAUACAAGAGGACGGGUCCAUAUAAGAUGUUGCGGAAGUUGCAUAAGGCCCUAACGACCAAAUCCAACGCUGAUAUUGUGACGAUCGCCAACGCGCUGUUCCCCAAUGAGGGCUUCAGCAUGAAAGAAGACUUCCUGACAGCCAACAGGGAGAACUUCCUGUGCCACAGUCAAACCAUUAAGUACAGCGACCCAGAGAAGGCUGCAGAAACCAUUAAUGAAUGGGUGAAGAACAGCACUAAAGGUCAUAUUCCCAGUCUUGUCCAGGCGGAUAUGUUCGAUCCGGUUCUGACUCGUUUGGUGGCUGUCAACUCCAUUUACUUCAAAGGCUUGUGGAAGUCCCGUUUCCAAGCCCAGAACACCAAACCCAGAAGCUUUACUGCAGGAGACGGAAAGUCAUACAAAGUGCCCAUGAUGUCCCAGCUCUCCGUCUUCAGCUUCGGUCAAGCCAGCACUCCAGAAGGUUUGAAGUACACAGUGAUCGAGCUGCCGUAUCAUGGUAAUAGCAUGAGCAUGUUCAUUGCGUUGCCGUCAGAAGAGGCCACGCCCCUGUCGGCCAUCUUACCUCACAUCUCCACGGCGACUGUCCAGAGCUGGACCAAACAGCUGGCCCCGAGGAGGAUGCGUUUCCUGAUGCCGAAAUUCACAGCCGAGGAAGAGCUGGAUUUGGAGGCUCCUCUUACAGCGAUGGGAAUCAAAAACAUCUUCAGUCAGAGCAAAGCUGAUUUCAGACACCUGAGUUCGGAGUUUGUUUACGUGUCCAAAGCCCUUCAGAAAGCCAAGAUAGAGGUCAAUGAGGAUGGAACCAAAGCCUCUGCUGCCACAACUGCAAUCUUGCACGCCCGAUCUUCUCCUCCAUGGAUAGCUGUGGACAGACCAUUCCUGUUUCUUAUCAGACAUAAUUCUACAGGAACCAUCCUGUUUGCUGGCCAGAUCAACAAACCUUGAACCCGGAGAUCAUAGGGGUUUCUUCCUGUAUGUCUCAUCAGUGAUGCACACACACACACACAAACGCAUGGUUUAACUUUUGUCCUUGACUGCGUGUUCUGUACCCAAGUGUCUUUUUACCCUAAUUUUUACUUUGUCUUUGUAUUGCAUUUCUGUUUUCUUUAUAUUCUUGGGGAACAUUUUAUAAGAUUUUAUACAUGGUUUUAAAAUUUGUGUGUCUAAUGCAAAAAUUCUCACAAAAUGUGUGCAACUUAAAUGCUGAGAUGACUUAAGUUUAACUGAGAUCAUUCAUUUUUUGUUCUUAAUCGUGUCAAUGUAUUUGCCAUAUUAUUAAUGCAUUUUCCUUCUUCGAGUUAUAUUUUAUUAAAUAAGGUACUUAAACUGGU
This is a messenger RNA of Pimephales promelas (fathead minnow), 1736 nucleotides long. NCBI's taxonomy places the organism in Eukaryota, Metazoa, Chordata, Actinopteri, Cypriniformes, Leuciscidae. The record is from RefSeq and is a predicted model, not a curated record.